This is a messenger RNA of Brassica napus (rape), 1718 nucleotides long. Its product is annotated as NAC domain-containing protein 7-like. The coding region runs from base 287 to 1453 and encodes 388 amino acids. NCBI's taxonomy places the organism in Eukaryota, Viridiplantae, Streptophyta, Magnoliopsida, Brassicales, Brassicaceae. The record is from RefSeq and is a predicted model, not a curated record. The transcript has 4 exons. Gene Ontology annotation, biological process: regulation of DNA-templated transcription. Gene Ontology annotation, molecular function: DNA binding.
UUUAUAUUAAACCCUACUCUCUUUCUCCAAUUCCCAUUCUUUUUAUCAUUCUUUCUUUCUCUCUCGGGAUCUGAUAUCUACUUCCGGUAACCUAUUCCAGAGAAGAACUGUCAAAUCUUGUCCCCUCUUCUUUCAGGGACCCCCUUCUCUCCCUAGUCUUGUGUUGAAGUGUUCAAACUUCUGAUGAGAAGCAUACAGUAGCCAAAACACACAAAAUUUCGUUUCAGCUGAAUAAUCUUCUAUCUAGAGUUUCUUCAGGUUAUUAAUUAAUUACGAAGUCGAAAGUAUGAAUUCAUUUUCACACGUUCCUCCGGGUUUUAGAUUUCACCCAACAGACGAAGAACUUGUAGACUACUACCUGAGGAAAAAAGUUGCAUCCAAGAGAAUAGAAAUCGAUUUCAUAAAGGACAUUGAUCUUUACAAGAUUGAGCCAUGGGAUCUUCAAGAGUUGUGCAAAAUUGGACAUGAGGAGCAAAGUGACUGGUACUUCUUUAGCCAUAAAGACAAAAAGUAUCCCACAGGGACUCGAACCAACAGAGCAACUAAAGCAGGGUUUUGGAAAGCCACUGGAAGAGAUAAGGCUAUAUACUUGAGGCAUAGUCUUAUUGGUAUGAGAAAAACACUUGUAUUUUACAAAGGAAGAGCUCCAAAUGGACAAAAAUCUGAUUGGAUCAUGCAUGAAUACCGCUUAGAAACCGAUGAAAAUGGAACUCCUCAUGAAGAAGGCUGGGUUGUGUGUAGGGUUUUCAAGAAGAGAUUGGCUGCAGUGAGACGAAUGGGAGAUUACGACUCAUCGCCUUCACAUUGGUAUGACGACCAGCUCUCUUUUAUGGCAUCUGAGCUCGAGACAAACGGUCCACGGCGGAUUCUUUCCAAUCAUCAUCAUCAGCACCAUCAUCAGCACCAACAGCAUUUACCAUAUGGAUUCAAUGCAUCUGCUUACGCUCUCAAUAACCCUAACUUGCCAUGCAAGCAAGAGCUACAAUACAACCACCUGGUACAACAACAUCAUUUUCUUCAUGAAUCUCCUUUAUCAUUCCUCCAACUUCCUCAGCUUGAAAGCCCUAAGAUCCAACAAGAUAAUAGUAAUUGCAUCUCAAGCAACCACGAUAAUAACUCGAGCCGUAUUGCUAACUUGCAGCAGUCUAAUCUCGCGCAUGAGGAACAACUGAAUCAAGGGAAUCAGAUUUUCAGCUCUCCAUACAUGAAUAGCGGGAACGAGCAAGCGAUGGACCAGGUCACGGACUGGAGAGUUCUUGAUAAAUUCGUCGCUUCUCAGCUAAGCAACGAAGAGGCCGCCACAGCUUCUGCUUCUCAACAGAACAAUGCCAAUGACACAAGCAACAUGGAGUACCAAGUUGAUGAAGAAAAAGAUCAGGAAAGAGUUUCCGACAUGGGAGAAGAAUAUGCUGCUUCUACUUCUUCGAGUUGUCAGAUUGAUCUAUGGAAGUGAGCAGAAAUUAAUAUAUCAUAUAAAUGCAUAUAUCCACAUAUAUAUACGUACACUCGAACACUAAUUAAGUGUAGAUGAUGAUGACGGUACAUAAUUAUAUUUGCUUUGAUUGAUUCUUAAUUACUACAUUAUUGAACUUAUGUUAUAUGCAUAUAUACUUGUACUUGAUAAGAUUAACCAUAUAAAUUAUAAUCUAAAUGUAACUCCCAUAUGUUUUUUGAAAAAGAGACAAUUAUCUCUUCUUAUCAUUUUAGUUUUUAAAUAA